AGUUUUCCGGGCGACGGUCCCGCGCAUUGGCAUUAUUCGAAAGAGAAGACCUACACUGCGACUUCAGGCGACAACAGAAUGUCUGAGCCGAUCAUUCUGUCCGACGGAGAAGACCACUAUGACCUCUCAACACCUUUCACAAGCCAUUCCAAGAAACGCCGUGCUGAUUCCGAUCCAAAUCGGACCAUUCUCAUCCUCGACGAUGAUCCGACCCCACAGAAGCCUGGUUCGUCGUCCACACCUUCUUUCGUUCCCGAGACUCCCUUCUCCGCUCCUUCCAAUUCCGAUCUCAAUUGUCAAAUGCACAAGAGCUUCAUGUGAUUCCGAUCCCCGCCAUAGGGCUUCAACUUCCGAACCUGACAUCACAGGAAUUAGCAAGUUGAUAUGUUUGGAAUCUGACAAUGAGUUGGAAAAUUCUGGAACGGACAAAGGGAAUGAGAUCAAAACCAGGGAUUCGUCUUUGGAUUUAUCAGGAGAUUCAAGAUGGACUUCAGAGUUUUUUGGUCCCAGAAGUUCUCCUGAGAUACAUGCAUCAUCUACCAGUGCUACUUUAACCAAAACGUCUGGGGACAACCCUCUUAACCCAACCUCUUCACCAAGGGAUAGUAAUCUGGUAAAUGACCAUCCUGGUAAGGAAAACAUUAGCGUGGACAUGGAGCAGGAAGAGAACAUUAAAAAAGUGAAAAGAUGCAAAAUUUCUGAAAAGAACGCAAGCAAGCCAGUGGGGCAAACAAAGAUAACAAGAGAAGAAAGAGCUCGUCUAAUGGAGGAGAAGAAACUAAAGAAAGAGCAAGAGAAGUUGAGAAAAGCAGCUCUAAAGGCUGAAGCAGCAGAGUUGAAAAAAAAUGAGAAAGAAAAGCAAAAAUGGGAAAAGGGGAAGUUUGCACUCAAGUCUAUUGUGGCUGAAAUUGACGCUAAAGUAGUUGAGUCAGGUUCAAUUGGAGGGCAUUUACUUACUAGGUUUGCUGAGAAAGGGCUUACAUACCAUAUAACUUCAAAUCCAAUUGAGAGGUCAAUUUUGUGGUCUAUGAAAGUUCCCGAGCAUAUUUCACAGCUUUUCACUGAAAGUGUGAAGAUUCCUUAUGUCUUACUUAUUCAUGAGUCAGACAAAUUUUGCGACCUAAUCACCAAUGAAUCUCUUUUGGAUCAUCUUUCUAGCGUUCAAAGUCUUUAUCCGACUUAUACAGUUUGUUACCUUACCAACAGGCUAAUGGCUUACAUUAAUAAAAGGGAACAGGAAAAGUACAAGAACCGAGAACAUAAUAGUUGUUGGAAGCGUCCACCUGUUGAGGAGGUGCUGGCAAAGUUAACAACUCAUUUCACUAAAGUACAUUCUAGACAGUGUGUAGAUGAAGCUGAACUGGCUGAACAUGUCGUUGGAUUGACAUGCAGCCUGGCAUCUUGCCAGUUUAGAAAGAAGUUGACUCGAUUGUCUGUAAAUGCAAAUGGGUCUCUUAUCCCAAAGGACACUCUUGACCGCAAUUUAAUCAAGAAAAAUGUGUGGCUAAAAGCUUUGGUUGCCAUCCCUAAGGUUCAGCCACGAUUUGCUAUUGCCAUUUCGAAGAAAUACCCGACCAUGAAGUCUCUGUUGAGUGUUUAUAUGGAUCCAAAUAAAUCCGAGCAUGAAAAGGAAUUUCUGCUUAAAGACCUGAAAACAGAAGGCUUAAUUGGUGGUGACAGAAGGCUAGGUGAAAUUUGUUCAAAGAGAGUAUACAGGAUUCUAAUGGCACAAAGGGGAAGCAUUAGAACAGACGAUGUCGAGGAUGGCGCUGACUUCUUCGGACGUCAAUCAUCCUGACGGCUUCUCAUUGUUGUACGUAAAUCGCUUUUUGACAAACUGUUUUUGAAUUUUGGACCGUUGGAAUGUAUUAUAUCAUUUCCAAGUUGCAUCAUAUCUACCUACCAAAAUAUUGUAGCAGAAUAUUUGGAAGAAAAAGGGAGAGAAAAUCAGGCAUCUUAGGGGC
Molecule: messenger RNA, 1964 nt
Organism: Neltuma alba
Lineage: Eukaryota; Viridiplantae; Streptophyta; Magnoliopsida; Fabales; Fabaceae
Product: crossover junction endonuclease EME1B
Exons: 12
Coding region: 119-1798 (559 amino acids)
Biological process (GO): DNA repair
Cellular component (GO): nucleus; Holliday junction resolvase complex
Molecular function (GO): nuclease activity; DNA binding
Source: RefSeq, a predicted model, not a curated record